Messenger RNA from Osmia bicornis bicornis, 644 nucleotides. It is a transcript of the gene RpL9, whose product is annotated as 60S ribosomal protein L9. Gene Ontology annotation, biological process: cytoplasmic translation. Gene Ontology annotation, molecular function: rRNA binding; structural constituent of ribosome. NCBI's taxonomy places the organism in Eukaryota, Metazoa, Arthropoda, Insecta, Hymenoptera, Megachilidae. Gene Ontology annotation, cellular component: ribosome; cytosolic large ribosomal subunit. The record is from RefSeq and is a predicted model, not a curated record.
GACAUGCUUCCACAGCGCCUCGGUCUUUUCCGGUCAUCCCGUAACGUGCGUGAGGAUGAAGCAAAUCGUAACAAAUCAAACUGUGAAAAUACCUGAGGGAUUGACUGUUACAGUCAAAUCCCGAUUGGUUACUGUUAAAGGACCAAGGGGUGUUUUAAAACGUUCUUUUAAACAUCUUGCACUUGAUAUUCGUAUGGUAAGUCCAAGGUUACUGAAAGUGGAGAAAUGGUUUGGAAAAAAAGAAUUAGCUGCUGUUCGCACAGUUUGCUCUCACAUUGAAAACAUGUUGAAAGGAGUGACUAGAGGGUACCAAUACAAAAUGCGAGCUGUAUAUGCUCACUUUCCCAUUAACUGUGUUACAACUGAAAACAACACAGUUAUUGAAAUUCGUAACUUUUUGGGUGAAAAAUACAUCCGACGUGUAAAAAUGGCACCUGGUGUGACCGUCACAAAUUCAGCCAAGCAAAAGGAUGAACUGAUAAUAGAAGGAAAUUCCUUAGAGGAUGUCUCUAGAUCUGCUGCGCUUAUACAGCAGUCUACAACAGUAAAGAACAAGGAUAUUAGAAAGUUCUUAGACGGUCUCUAUGUAUCUGAAAAAACAACAGUUGUACAAGAUGAUGAAUAAAUAUUAUUUACAAUGUGAA